Molecule: messenger RNA, 966 nt
Organism: Fundulus heteroclitus (mummichog)
Lineage: Eukaryota; Metazoa; Chordata; Actinopteri; Cyprinodontiformes; Fundulidae
Gene: chlsn
Exons: 6
Coding region: 140-832 (230 amino acids)
Source: RefSeq, a predicted model, not a curated record
CAUCAGCCAAUCACAAUCCACGUACAGACGUUCGCCCAAUCACCGUCCAGCUCCCAGGGAUCGCUUCCGGAAAUCAGGAGCGCACGUUUUCUGCUCGCUCCUCAUUGAUUCUCUCCCCAAAACAACAAGGAAUCGGCUGAUGGCAAAGGACAAGUCUUUGAAACUGAUUCCCCCCAAGGGGAAGAAAUCCAGGGGGAACGAAGCAGAAGAGCCCACGGAGACUAAAAUCAAGAAGAAGAAGAGGAGACACGUGGAGGUGGAGGAAGCUCCGGUACAGAAUCCUGGCGCCAUAAUCCCAGAUGAGGAAACACCCAGGAAGAACAAGAAGCGCAAAAAGACCAAAGUCACUGAGCUUCCACAUCCAGGCAGCAGUCCUGGGGGGACACAGGAGCCAGAGGGAGAAGGGGACCAGGCCUUGACCCCUGAAGAGCGACGGGUUCUGGAAAGAAAGCUGAAGAAGAUCCGGAAAAAGGAGGAGAAGAAGAGGCUGAAAGCAGACGGACAGACCAAGCUGAACACCCAAGAAGCCGGACCGAGCGCGUCCAAGCUGGCCUUGGAGUACCUGAGCUGCUGGGCAGAGAGGCGUUCGGCGUGGAAGUUCCAGAAGAGCAGGCAGACGUGGCUGCUGCAGCACAUGUACGACUCUGAGAAGAUCCCAGACGAUACGUUUGUGGUGCUGCUCCAGUAUCUGGAGGGACUGUUUGGAAGCGCGAAGGAGACGACGGUCGUGAAGGCCUUAGAGCUGGUGGAGGAGUCUGGGAAGGCUCCAGAGGACGUGGUUGUCCAGCAGAGGGCGCAGCGAGCCAGAGAAGUGAUCCAGCUGUUGUCCUGACCGGACCAGGAGAACCGCUGGACUCCACUGGAGACGGAGCGAAAGCCCUGAUCUGUAGAACCGCUGCUCCCUGCAAAUCAUUUCACCAAAGACCCACACGUGUUUCUUUACUGCUGGAAUGUAAAAAAAAAAAA